UCCAAGGAUUCCAUCUGUUCAAGAAACAAGAAUCCAGUUUGGGCAACAAAGAAUGAAAGCUAUAUAUUGUACUGGAUGCAGAUUGCAGAGAGUUGAUAUGGCCACCACUGAACCCACAGGGCUCCAAUCAGAUCCUCCGGCAUUUCAAGAAUCAGGAUGUCAACCGAAGUACCUCCCACCUGAAUUUGUUGGUAGCAGAGACAAUGGUCCUCAAACAUCGUACUCUUGCUACCUCAUUGAGCUUAAUAAGUACUGUUAUAAGAAGACUCAACUUCAAAACGUCAUCCUUGCUUUGAGGACAAGGCUCGAAUCUGAUGACGAGAAAUUGUCUUUCGAGUUGAGAGUUGAUGGAGGCAGCUGGGUAGGUCAGAUAGUGUACAUUGGGGAUGUUGGACUAUCUAAUGAAGAGAUACAUAGGUGUCAGAGGUUUCAAGUAAUUGUUUUUAGAGUUCUACUCGACCGUAAUCUGAACAAACUAGAUAAAGCAUUGGGCAGGUUCAAUCGUGUUGAUGGUUCUGCUGUUAUUGAUUAUCUCCUUCUUCCGUCUAUCGGUCCAGUUGAUAACCCGUUUAUUGAUUGGAAAAUUAUUUCAUCUGCGUUAUUUUCAUAUGCAAAACCCGAGCAUAGACAUUCACAUUUUUGUUCUAGACAUGGUUGCAGACCAAUGCACACAAAGAAUGGUUUGCUUUUCAGUUGCCUGUUGGAAAACUCUUUGGUAUGGACACCUCAUAAUGGCAAUCUCUAUUGCGUUGUGGGCAUUUUGGAUAAUUUGGAUGGUAGCUCGAGUUUUAAGAUCAGAGGGAAAGAAUCCAUUACAUACAAAGAGUACUAUAAGAAAAAGCAUGGCGUUGAGUUAUGCUUCGAAACAGAACCGUUUCUAAAUGGUAAACACAUUCCUAUGGUGCAAAAUUAUCUUCAUAGAGGUGAAGCUCGGAAGAUCAGAGAAUCAAGUACUUCGUCAGUAGAAUUGCCUCCGGAACUCUGUGAUGUUAUCAUGUCACCCGUGCCAAUUGCUAUGCUCUAUUCUUUCUCGUGUGUUCCCUCAAUCAUGCAUCGGUUCGAGUCCUUGCUCAUCGCUUCCCGCUUGAAAAAAUUGUGCACGGACCACUGUGCUAAAAGUGCUGUUAUUCCAACCUCUAAGAUUUUGGAAGCAAUUACAACAAAUCUGUGCCAAGAAAAUUUUCAUUUAGAGUCUCUAGAGACUUUAGGAGACUCUUUUCUCAAAUAUGCUAGCAGUCGACAUGUAUUCAAAACCUAUCCAAAUGAUCCCGAGGGUGUUCUUACCGCUAAAAGAGAGAGAAUGAUUUCCAAUUCUCUGUUAUACAAGCUUGGAUGUAACUGUAAUAUCCCGGGGUUUAUUCGUAAUGAACAAUUUGAUCCUAAAACAUGGGUUGUCCCGGGUGAUUGUUCCAUAGACAACAAACUGGAUGAGGAGUGUGUAUUAACUUCGGGAAAAGUCUACAGUUGGGGAAGACGAAACAUGAAGAAUAAAAUGAUUGCUGAUGUAACUGAGGCACUAAUAGGUGCAUUUCUUAAUACGGCUGGAGAAAUAGCAGCUCUAUCGUUUAUGAAGUGGCUUGGUCUAGACAUUGAUCUGAUCAAUGUGCCCAUCGUUAGGAACAUCCCCGUGAACGCAGAGAAGCUGGUUGACAUAAAACAUUUGGAGUCUGAUUCGUUGUUGAAUUAUACAUUUCGCGAUCCUUCUCUGCUUGUUGAAGCACUGACUCAUGGUUCUUACGUUCUACAUGGAACUCAAUCGUACCAGCGUUUGGAAUUUCUUGGGGACGCUGUGCUAGAUUAUGCCAUCACCGCGCAUCUCUAUGACAAGUAUCCCGGGCUAUCCCCGGGAUGCUUAACCGAGCUGAGGUCUGCAUCAGUGAACAACACCUGCUAUGCUCUAUCCUCGGUUAAGGCCGGGCUGCAUAACCAUAUUCUUCACUCUUCCACUGCUCUUCAGAGCCUUAUAAACGACGCUGUUCAGGAUAUCAAGCAGUCCUCAGCCUCAUCAACGUUCGGAUGGGAGCUCGAGGCAAGUUUCCCAAAGGUUCUUGGUGAUAUUAUAGAGUCGAUAGCGGGGGCGAUAUAUCUCGAUUCUGGUCUCAAAGCAGACAUAGUUUUUCAGAAAAUAAGACUGCUUUUGGAGCCCAUGGUUACACCAGAGUCCUUGAGACUUAAUCCUGUAAAAGAGCUGACAGAACUAUGCCAGAAGAGAAAGUACAGGAUGGAGGCGCCCGUCGAGACUUACAAAAAUGGCGAGGCGUAUAUCACGCUCGAGGUCGUGGCGAAUGGCGCCGUUCACAGGGGCUCGUCCUCGGCUCGGAGCAAGAAGACAGCCAUUAGAUUGGCUUGCAAGAGUGUACUGAAGUUGCUGGAACCUGAAACCUGAGAAUUUGGUCAAAAGUUUUAUGAUCAAGGAGUGGCUAUUCCUGGGAUGGGAAUUGUUUUAUCUUUUGUAAAUGGAAUUCUGCAGAAUCCUUUGGUAAGGCUUUUAGGAUGAGCCAAACAGAAAAAAUCAAUUUUGUGCCAUUCAUAAUGAUUUGUUGGCAAAUUCUAUUAUCUAUAGAUAUACCAUUUGUAUAGAAAAUUUCAUACGGGUACAUCAUUUUAUUUCCUUUAGUUAUGAGGAAACUGGCCAGGAUUGAGUUUAAUUGUUAAAGAAGGACUAAAAGUUUACCUA
This is a messenger RNA of Ipomoea triloba (trilobed morning glory), 2677 nucleotides long. Its product is annotated as endoribonuclease Dicer homolog 2-like. The coding region runs from base 53 to 2386 and encodes 777 amino acids. The record is from RefSeq and is a predicted model, not a curated record. Lineage: Eukaryota; Viridiplantae; Streptophyta; Magnoliopsida; Solanales; Convolvulaceae. Gene Ontology annotation, biological process: siRNA processing. Gene Ontology annotation, cellular component: nucleus; cytoplasm. The transcript has 10 exons. Gene Ontology annotation, molecular function: ribonuclease III activity; RNA binding; protein binding.